Messenger RNA from Thlaspi arvense, 1266 nucleotides. Lineage: Eukaryota; Viridiplantae; Streptophyta; Magnoliopsida; Brassicales; Brassicaceae. The record is from the annotation of a GenBank genome assembly.
AUGUCUCAUGGUCACAAGAUCCCUUCAAUGGGGUAUGUAAACAUGGACAAGAAAUGGGUAUUCUCAUUUGUGAUCACAUCUCUUGUUUGCGUUGUCCUCCUUGUAACUUCCUUCAACAUGGGUCUAAUGUCUUCGCUUAGAGCACCAACCUGUGAAACUUUCCCUAGUUUUGCAACAAACGAUUCAAAAGUUGCAGAGCAGCAACAGCCUCGUGAAGACGACAAGCUCCCACGUUUCGCUUACCUUGUCUCGGGGUCUAAAGGAGAUCUUGAGAGCCUUUGGAGAACUCUUAGGGCAUUGUACCAUCCAAGAAACCAAUACAUUGUUCACAUGGAUCUUGAAUCUCCUGUUAAAGAGAGACUUGAACUGGCUUCUCGCAUUAACAACGAUUCUAUGUAUGCUAAGAUAGGGAACGUCUAUAUGAUAACCAAAGCUAAUCUUGUGACCUAUACCGGACCAACAAUGGUUGCUAAUACCCUUCACGCUUGUGCGAUUCUUCUUAAGAGAAGCCCUGAUUGGGAUUGGUUUAUCAAUCUCAGUGCUUCGGAUUAUCCCCUUGUGACUCAAGAUGAUCUGCUUUAUACGUUUUCGACUUUGGACCGGAACCUUAACUUUAUCGAACACUCAAGUGACUUAGGUUGGAAAAACGAGAAGCGAGCAAAGCCAUUAAUGAUUGAUCCUGGACUCUACAUGGUAAACAAAUCAGACAUUCUUUGGGUCAGACCACGUCGAAGUUUACCAGAUGCGUUUAAGUUAUUUACCGGAUCAGCUUGGAUGGCUCUAUCGCAUUCAUUCGUGGAGUAUAUCAUUUGGGGUUGGGACAAUUUACCAAGGACUUUACUCAUGUACUACACAAAUUUCGUUUCUUCUCCUGAAAGUUACUUCCACACAGUCAUAUGUAAUGUGCCUGAGUUCUCCAAAACCGCCGUGAACCAUGAUCUUCACUACAUCGCGUGGGACAGACCUCCGAGGCAGCAUCCUCGCUUGUUGUCCUUAAGAGACAUGCCGCCGAUGAUUGCGAGCGGUGCUGCGUUUGGUCGGAAGUUCAGAAGAAACGACACAGCUUUGGAUAAGAUCGAUAAGGAGCUGCUUAUGCGGACUAAGGAAGGCGGUUUUACUCCCGGCGGGUGGUGCGGUGGGGAGCCGGAGUGCUCGGUUGUCGGAGACGUGGCUAAGAUCAGACCUGGCUCAGGGGCUGAGAGGCUCAAGGGGCUUGUAGAUAGGUUAGUUGCAGAGGCUAAAUCAGGAAAGAAUCAGUGUGAAUAG